AUGGCCGCGAUCCCACCACAUCUGUCUGAGACGAAUCGUCGUAGUUCGUCAGAGAAUCGAGCCGCGUUGAGUUAUGGACGGGGAGGCGCUGGUAAUAUAGGAAGCACACCCGUCGAACCCCAACCCGUCUCGGAAAAAGACCUGCAGACGCCGACGAUCAAGAGUGAUUUCUACACCACGGGACGCGGGGGGAGUGGGAAUAUGUCGAAGAAUGUUGAUGCCGAGGCGACGAGACGAGCGCAGGAUGUUACUGGCAACCCUCGUCGCAUCUCCGAAAACAAAUCCCACAUCGGCCGUGGCGGCUCGGCGAAUAUCUAUAACCCGUCCCCCGAGGACCUCGAGGCUGCGAAGAAGGAUAAGAUGAAGUGGGAGAGUGCGGUGGCGGAUGAGGUGGUGGAGGGACAGAAGAGUGGGGAUCAAGAGAGGAGUAAGGGACUGGCGGAGAAGGGGAAGGAGUGGUUGUUUGGGAGGAAGUGA
Molecule: messenger RNA, 477 nt
Organism: Glarea lozoyensis ATCC 20868
Lineage: Eukaryota; Fungi; Ascomycota; Leotiomycetes; Helotiales; Helotiaceae
Exons: 3
Coding region: 1-477 (158 amino acids)
Source: RefSeq, a predicted model, not a curated record